Octopus bimaculoides (California two-spot octopus) is the source of this 858-nucleotide messenger RNA. Its product is annotated as myophilin. The record is from RefSeq and is a predicted model, not a curated record. Gene Ontology annotation, biological process: actin filament organization. Gene Ontology annotation, molecular function: actin filament binding. NCBI's taxonomy places the organism in Eukaryota, Metazoa, Mollusca, Cephalopoda, Octopoda, Octopodidae. Gene Ontology annotation, cellular component: actin cytoskeleton.
UUAUCUCUUCUCGGGUAGUAAGCAAGGUGGAGCAAGCUUACCCUAACCCAUACACCCCCGACACUCUGACGUCAGCGCAACUGGUUCCCAGAACCGCUGCCUGCUAGCCUGUGUUUCACUUUACUUUCAGCUGCAGCAGGACCUCAAUCGUCUCUGUUCUUUAAGUCGGCAGUAGUACGUUUUAUAGCAUCUCUGCAUCAGUAUGGCUUCCAAGAGAAACGCUGAGAAAGAAAAAGAGGCUUUGGACUGGAUUGAAGCCAUUCUUGGAGAACCGAUUGAUCGGAAGAAACCAUUUGAAGAAGUUCUUAAAAAUGGUAUUAUUCUUUGCAAGAUAAUAGAACUGAACCAGUCAAAUCAUUCAAAUAUUUUCAAACUUAUAUUUAUUUUUUUUUUAUUUACUUUUCAGGCUCAAACAAAACCAGAUUUCAAUGGACCUAUCCUUGGUCCAAAGAUGGCAGAAGAGAACAAACGAGAGUUCACCCAGGAACAGUUAGAUGCCGGUAAAAAUGUUGUCAGUCUCCAGUAUGGAAGCAACCAAGGUGCAAGCCAGGCUGGAUUGAGCAUGGGCAAACAAAGAAUGAUCGCCGAUUAAAUUAUUUCUGCAUCAUUUUUUUUUAAUAGUGAAAAACUCUUGUUUCAAUGCUAAACGAUAGCAAAUAUUAGCUAACAGUAUUCAAAAAGAGAAAAAAACAUGGGAGGUGAUUAAAAGUCUAAAUUUACUGAAUAAUUUCGAGUAAAUUUCUCAUUUUUUUUUUGCCUUAAUUUUUUUUAAUGCAUUUAAUUAGAAGAAAAAUAUAUAUACUCCUCAUCUGACAACCAACAAUCACUUAUUUAUUUUUUAAAAUUAAUUUUUUUCCC